AUGGAGUCAUCGUUUGAAGAAGCUGGAGGGGUACAUACUGAGGGGGAGAUCCGGAAGGCGUUCGUCAUCCCUGAUGUUGACGAGUCGGAUUUCUCGAUGCAGUGCCCAUUCCUCCAUGCUUUCCACUUCAGCAGACUUGCCAUCGAUGUGAAUUACGCGGACGUAAAGAGUAUUGCAUGCCACCCGGGCGUUCUCCACGGAGUUGACGACGACGCCGACGUUCCGUCUCACAACGCAAAAUUGAAGGCAAACAAAACCCAUCUGACCAGGGUCGAGAAAUUUCUGAUAUACCAAGUAUUUCACGGCAACGACUGGUACCAGAAUCGUCAUCGGCACGCUCAGCGCUUCCUUGAUCAAUUUGCCUGCCAGAACGUCGCCAUCGAGAAAAUCUUCCGGUAA
Messenger RNA from Penicillium pulvis, 399 nucleotides. RefSeq lists its product as uncharacterized. Bases 1 to 399 code for a protein of 132 amino acids. The transcript has 2 exons. The record is from RefSeq and is a predicted model, not a curated record. NCBI's taxonomy places the organism in Eukaryota, Fungi, Ascomycota, Eurotiomycetes, Eurotiales, Aspergillaceae.